UUUUGCUUAUUUUAUUUUCCUUCUCUUUCUAUUUUGUAUAAAUGGUUAAUCACUCAAUUGGAGUUGCACAUAGCAAGAUCACUUGUCAUCAUUUCAAAUAAUUGAUAGAUUGAUCACGAUGGCAGCAAAUACAGUUCCUGAAUUACUAGACGGAUUGAACUAUGCAAAUUGGAGUGUUUGUAUGAAGAAUUAUUUAUUGGCUAAUGACCUCUGGGACAUCGUUGAAGCAACUACUGAAGCUCCUAGUCCAGAAGAGGCUGAAGCUGAAUAUAAGGCUUGGAUAAAGAAGAAUGCUGCAGCUUUACAUGCUAUUCAAAUAUCAUGCAUGUCGCAUAUACUUUCCCAGAUUAAGGAAAUCGGUUCAGCAAGGAUUUGUUGGGAUUCUUUGGCUAAAAUGCAUGAGGUACAGUCACCAGGAGAUCAAAUACAGCCACAAGAAGUAGAACUGCCACCAGUGAAAGAGGAAUUGCAGCAGCAAGCAGCCGUCAAUCAAGGGACAGAGGGUCAUGUUUAUGUUCAAUUUCGUCCUUUACACAAAGCUAUAGAGAGCGGUGAUUUAAAUGCUGUGAGAGACUUUCUUCACUUCCAUCCAAAUGCAGUAAACAAAAAGCUUACAGAUUCUGGUAGGACAGCACUUCAUCUUGCCACUUUAACUGGAAAGUUGAAGAUGGUGGAGGAGUUGGUGGAGUUGUUGUCAGAAGAAGACUUACAAGUACUUGAUAACAAUCAUGAGACAGCUCUUAUGCUUGCUGCUGGUGUUGGAGCCACAAGAAUUGCAGAAUGCAUGAUAAAAAAGAACAGUAAGUUGGUUGCCGUCCCAGGAAAAGAUGAUCUCCCAGUCAUAGUGGCAUGUAACAACGGCCAUAAGGAUACAGCCAGAUAUCUAUACUCCAUCACUCCAUUUGAACUGCUGCUUCCAGAAAAUGGAAAAUAUGGAUCUUUGCUUCUUCAUGUGUCUAUUUUUAAUGAAAUGUUUGACAUUUCCCUAGAUCUUCUCCGGAGAUGCCCACACUUAUCUACUACACGAAACCAUCUGGGAACCACACCUCUGAUUGAACUCUCUGGUCUCUGCGACUUAUUCCCCAGUGGUCUCCGAUUUGUCUUUUGGAAACGAUGGAUCUAUUCUGGUAUUAAGGUGCAACUACCUGCUGCUCAACAUAGUGAUGUUCGAAUAACCAUUCCACAAAAUGACCACAAGCAUCAUGGAAGCAUUGUAAUACGAGCGCUAGGUCCAUUACGAAGACUAGGUUCAAAUUUACUUCAAUUUUUUGGGCUAAAGCAGAUUUAUGAUACAAAGUUGACCCACGCCUAUGCUCUCGAAAUUUUACAUUGGAUGUCUGAAGAUAUAUCAACUAUAGAUGACACCAAACUUGGGCAAAGUGGAGUAUUUGAUGCAUUCUUUAGAGCUAUCCAAUAUGGGAUCAUUGAAGUUGUUAUUGAGAUGCUUAAAGCCAAUCCCAAUCUUUUAACUGUUCUAAACACUAAUCGCAGAGGCAUCCUUCAGUCUGCUGUUCAACAUCGGCAAGAAAAAAUUUUCAGCCUUAUAUAUGUGCUUGACACAAGGAAGUACAUGCUGAUUUCUGGAAUUGAUGAGUGGAAAAAUAACAUCUUACACAUUGCAGCAACAUUAGCACCUCCUGAUCGACUUGCACACAUUUCAGGUGCAGUUCUGCAGAUGCAAAGAGAGCUACAGUGGUACAAGGAAGUGGAAAGUAUUGUGAAUCCGUUAUCUAAGGAAUAUACCAACAUCUUCAAUGAAAGGCCUAGCCAAAUAUUUUCUAAUACUCACAAGCAGUUGGUGAGUGAUGGAGAGAAAUGGAUGAAGGAGACUGCAACAUCUUGUACAGUUGUAGGUGCUCUUAUAAUUACCAUUAUGUUUACUGCAGCAUUUACUGUUCCUGGCGGUAAUGUUCAAGAUACAGGCUUUCCAAUAUUUUUACAAAGAAAGUCAUUUAUGCUUUUUAUAAUAUCCGAUGCAAUUUCACUCUUUGCUUCCUCUACAUCAGUAUUGAUGUUCUUAGGAGUCCUUACAUCACGCUAUGCGGAGGAUGACUUCAUCAAGUCCUUGCCCACAAAGUUAAUCAUUGGUCUUUCCACUCUUUUCAUUUCAAUUGCAGCCAUGAUGGUAGCAUUUUGUGCUACUCUUAUAAUAAUGUUGAAGGGAGAGAUGAAACUUGUAAUUCCAAUUACUCUAUUGGCUAGUAUUCCAGUCACCCUUUUCAUACUGUUGCAAUUUCCCCUGCUUGUUGAGAUAUUUGUAUCCACAUAUGGACCAGGCAUCUUUGAUAGGAAAAUGAAGUAUUGGUACUAAUCAUAUUUCACAAGGAAGUGAUAUACUCUUCAACUUUUGGUGUGUUAAAAAAGUAUAGUUGUUCAAAUACAAAUAUAUUUUGUUAUAUUACUUUGCUCCUAUCUGAUAGCUAUUCAUCAUUUGUUUCCAUCGGAACAAGUAUAAUACAUCUCUUGUAUUC
Hevea brasiliensis (rubber tree) is the source of this 2471-nucleotide messenger RNA. RefSeq lists its product as uncharacterized. The transcript has 7 exons. Lineage: Eukaryota; Viridiplantae; Streptophyta; Magnoliopsida; Malpighiales; Euphorbiaceae. Bases 119 to 2311 code for a protein of 730 amino acids. Gene Ontology annotation, molecular function: protein binding. The record is from RefSeq and is a predicted model, not a curated record.